Messenger RNA from Dicentrarchus labrax (European seabass), 4358 nucleotides. It is a transcript of the gene tox4b, whose product is annotated as TOX high mobility group box family member 4 b. The record is from RefSeq and is a predicted model, not a curated record. The transcript has 10 exons. Gene Ontology annotation, molecular function: chromatin DNA binding. Bases 991 to 3018 code for a protein of 675 amino acids. Gene Ontology annotation, cellular component: nucleus. Gene Ontology annotation, biological process: regulation of transcription by RNA polymerase II. Lineage: Eukaryota; Metazoa; Chordata; Actinopteri; Moronidae.
CCCUCUGUAAAUUGGUGCGUAACACUACACAUAGAAAAAUAUAAAAAAAGAUAUAAAUAGAGAGAAUAAAAAGAGACAGUAUAUAUACAAUAUGUACAAUAUGACUGUUAUUAUCUAGGGAAUGUGCAUUAAUGUAACUCACAGAUUCAGGGUGGGUAUAAGAGUCAGAAUUUAAUUAAUUAAUUAACCCUUAAUAAUGAGAGACAACAAUAAAGUCUAAUAAUUUAAAGACACUUGUGUUGUCCUUUCCCCCCCCACCUGUCACAUCUGAUUUUAUUUUGAAACUGGUGUCGCUCCACAUCCGGCACCGACCUCGUUUAACUUGACCAACGGCCCUUCCCGUUUAAUCCCACCCGCGAUCCGGGUACUCGGGAUCCAUUGAGCAGCCUGGCCCGGGCCAACACGAAGCGACAACGGGGGGGGUGAUUCUGUGUGCCUUCGCUCCCUGUCAGACACCUUGAACACGAUCACUGGCGGUUUUUAUUGUUUGUUUUGUUUUUGUUUACCCCUCCGAUACCCCGGUACCCCGGCAGCGACGUCACCAAACCCCGUUAAACGCCGCGUCGGUUAGUUAGCCGUUGGUUCGAAUGUCACGUUUGAGGUCCGGCGGACAAACGAGCUGCCGAGUGCUGCAGCCUUGCGUCAAAGCCAGCUAAAGCUACAACCGGGGUUAGGGACAAGUCAGCAAUAAAGACCCGGACCCGGACACGUUACCUCGGGUAGCCAGCCAGCCAGACAGACAGCAGGGCGGGUAUUUAUGGCACGGCUGCUGGCGUUACACACGCUCCGUUUCUAGUCGUUGUGAGCUAAUCUGUGGAGAAGCUGUCACUAAAUAAAAAAUAAAAAAAUAAAUAUAUUAAAAAUAAUAAUAACGUUACAGUUUUUGCGCAGGUUCAACGGAGGGGGAUUUCGGUUAAUUGCGCAACAUCUUGAAUUGAAGACAGGGUGGGUGGGAGGGUGGGGGGGGACAUAUGAGGCCCAGUUGAAAAGAUGGACCUGAAUUUUUAUUCGGAUUUAACGGACGGUACCGGGCAGCACGACGGCGAUCCAGAGUUCUUGGAUCCGCAGUCUUUCAAUGGAUUUGACUCUGACAGCAAGUUCCCUGGAGGCAGUGACAACUACCUGACAAUUUCCGGGUCCGGCCAUCCUUUCCUCUCUUCUUCAGAGUGUGCCACUAAACCCAUUGACCUCUUCAACCUCGCUGGAUCUGCUGGUGGAACGUUCCACACUCCCAGCCUCGGCGAUGAGGAGUUCGAGAUACCUCCCAUCUCUUUGGAUCCGGACUCGGCGCUCACCGUGUCCGAUGUGGUGUCCCAUUUCGGGGAGCUGUCGGACACCGGCCCCUCCGACAGCGUGGUCGUACCCGGGAACGCCGUGGUCGAAGGGGACGACCCCUCGUUCGCCUCCACUUUCGUCAACGCCCCCUCGCAGGGGCUGGAGCACCUGAGUCUGGGGGUCAUCAACCAGUCGGGAGGAAGCGCUUUGUUGGGGUCGUCGCUGGGAAUGGACCUCGGUCAUCCCAUCGGCUCUCAGUUCAGCAGCUCGUCCCCGGUGACCAUCGACGUCCCGCUGGGUGACAUGAGCCAGGGCCUGCUGGGGUCCAACCAGCUGACCACCAUCGACCAGUCGGAGCUCAGCGCUCAACUGGGGCUCGGCUUGGGAGGCGGGAGCAUAUUGCAACGCCCCCAGUCGCCCGACCACCCUCUGUCGGCCACGGCGUCGCCCACCAGCUCGCUCCAGGAUGACGACAUGGAUGACUUUAGAAGGAGCGUGCUGGUGGAAUCUCCGGUCUCCCUGGCGGUCUCUUCGGGAGUCAUCUCUCUCGACCCUUCCCUGUCCGACUCGCCACUUUCCGCCCCCGCCUCCAGCAUCUCCCCGGCUGUCGGACGGAGAGGAGGGGCGGGCAGAGGGAAGAAGCCGCCGAGGACGAAAGACCCCAACGAGCCUCAUAAACCCGUGUCGGCCUACGCUUUGUUCUUCAGGGACACGCAGGCAGCCAUCAAGGGACAAAAUCCCAACGCUACAUUUGGAGAAGUUUCAAAGAUAGUGGCCUCCAUGUGGGACAGCCUGGGGGAGGAGCAGAAGCAGGUGUACAAGAGGAAAAACGAAGCGGCCAAGAAGGAUUAUUUGAAGGCGCUGGCAGAGUACAGAGCCGGCCACAUUUCUCAGGCCCCUAUUGAAGUCAUGGACACCGCCCCAUCGCCCCCACCUCCAGCCCCGGCUCCCGCCGUCGCGGCCUCGUCUGCCACCGCGCUCGCCGCUCGCGCCACCAGGUCACAGCAUUACAACCCCGAGGAGAACACCAUCACCAACAUCUGCACCUCCAACAUCAUCCUGGACCUGCCCCAGGUCACCACACGCUCCCGCACCGGCGCCAUCAAACCCCAACCUCCGCCCGUGACCACCCCACCGAACCCCCCCACCGUCACCAAGAUCAUCAUCAAGCAGACGCCGCUGCCCUCCGGCGGCGUGUCCGUCACGGCGACGACGGCCUCCUCGCCGCGCCAGCCGCCGCCGCUGCAGCAGAUGCAGAGCACCCCUCCUCCGCCGCGGCUGCAGCAGAUGGUGCAUGCCCAGGCUCCGCCCCCUCUGCAGGCCAAACCACGAGGCGCCGCCACGGCUCCGCCUCCGCUGCAGAUCAAGGUCGUCCCGUCGUCGCGGCAGUCGGAUUCCAGCGCUCCGAUCAUCGUGACGUCGGGCGGCGAAGCGCCCACGUCGGUGUCCUCUUCUGGUCUGACGGUGGAGGUCGGACAGUCGGCCGACGUGGUGACGGGAGGAGAGGAAGUGGCGGAGGCGGAGGAAGGGAUGGAGGUAGAGGUCAAUGUCGCCCACGUCCCGAGUGUGACUCCCGCCGCGAGCCGCAACAUCUGCGUGCGUGCCGGCUGCACCAACCCGGCUGUGGAGAGCAAAGACUGGGACAAGGAGUACUGUAGUAAUGAGUGUGUCGCCACACACUGCAGAGACGUGUUCAUGGCCUGGUGCGCCAUCCGAGGGCAGAACUCCACCACGGUCACAUAAGGGAGUGGGGGGUUAAAGGACACAUCUGACGGAGGAGUGUUGCACAUAGAUGAGAAAAAAAAAAAAGACAAAGAAUAACACAGGAAAUGCAAAUGAACAGAGGAACGACUGAACGAACGAACGAACGAUCGGGCUCAGGUUUAUCGGCACAUAGCGGAACCACAAAGACAAGUCGCAGGAACGUAUUUGAAAGUCACUACGAUGUACUUUUUCUCUUACUCCUCGGCUUCCUGACGGAUAAAACUUUAAAAGAAAGUACGGACGCGUGGAUGAAUAACGAUACUAAGAAAGAAACUAAAGACUUUUUUUUUUCCUUUUUGAUCAUCUAUUGUGAAUUUGAAUUAUGGACUUGGUGAUAAAACAUAAAAAAAAAAAGGACAUUUUAUAUGGACUUACUGUGUUUUUAAUUGUUUUGAAAAGAAAGAAAAAAAGGUUGCAAGAAGGAAAUCAUGAAUCUUGCAGAUGAAUUCAGUUAAUUUUUAUUAUUAAUUUAAAAGAAAGAUUCCACUUUAUCUGUGUAUGCUCUUCCCUUUACUGUUUCAUCAACGAUCGAUUGAUGUGAAUGAAAAUCUGAGAAGUGAUUUUUUUGUUUUUAGUUCUUCAACAAAGUGCGGGUGCUUCGGCGUUGGGGGGGUGGAAAGGGGCAACAACCGGGCAAAGCACAAACAGUCUGUAAAGGUAGUUUAAAGUCACACAAGAAGUGUGAAAUGUUUGGGAAGAAGCCAUUUCGAGACAAAAGGUGGAAAUUAAUCUGCCAGCAGCCAAAUGACGUUUGUUACUUAACAAGGAAGAGGAGGAGGAAGAGGAAGAGGAGGGGAGGGGUCAAAGAAAACUACCAUCAUGCAAAGGAUUUUACUUCAAUCUUUGAAAACAGGUGCUAACAUUCAGGAAAGAAAUAUCUCUAAAUAUCUAAUGUUCUCCUGCUGAAAUCUCCGGCAACAUAAGAGCUUUUUUUUUUUUUAAAUAUGUGGUGCAUAUUUCUUUUAUUUUACAUUUUGUGGUGAAAUUUUGGUUUUUGAAGGCGGGUAGGGGCGGGGGAAUUAAAGGAACAAACCCCCAAAAAACAAUUGGAUUUGAAAUGGACACACCAGCUCUGACAACACUACUGUAAAAGGGGGACUGGAGAAUACAGUAUAUAAAAGCUUUACUUUUUAACAUAACAGUAUUUAAUUUAAUAAAUUGCUUUCAGGUCUGUUAAAUAAUCAAGAAAAGGAUGUUUGCUUCUGAAAAAAAAACUGUUCCCAGUCGGAUAUAAUGACGCCGCGAUCGGUCUGGUUUAUUGUAGAUAUCCUGGAAAUGUUUUUAAUGGUGAAAUAAAAAAUAUUUUAUGUUUUAAUAUA